Messenger RNA from Neltuma alba, 1146 nucleotides. Its product is annotated as ankyrin repeat-containing protein ITN1. NCBI's taxonomy places the organism in Eukaryota, Viridiplantae, Streptophyta, Magnoliopsida, Fabales, Fabaceae. The transcript is spliced from 3 exons. Bases 43 to 1146 code for a protein of 367 amino acids. Gene Ontology annotation, cellular component: membrane. The record is from RefSeq and is a predicted model, not a curated record.
GCAUUAGCAACAAAUGAACGAGGUUUCACGGGUUUGCAUAUCAUGGCUCAGAAGACAACAGAUUCGGGUCGUCAUAGUCUAGGACAUCAGAAUCAACUAAUAAGUUCAGGGAUGAAGAACGGUGUUGCUCUUCAACUUGUUCAUUCCCUCUGGCUAGGAAUUAUCAAGCUUGUAAACUCAGAGCAAGACAUAAGAAGGAUCAUAAAUGAGCCAUCACGACUAUUAUUUGAUGCUACAAAAGUUGGAAACUUCGAUUUCUUAGCCGAGCUUCUGAGAUCCUACCCUGAUUUGGUAUGGGAGUUGGACGGCCAAAAGCGAAGCAUAAUUCACAUUGCUGUUUCACGUCGUCAUCCUAACAUCUUCAAUCUCAUCCGUGAUAUAAGCGCAAAUAAGGAUAUCAUAUUGUCAUAUGUAGACAAAGAUGAUGGAAACAAUAUAUUACAUUUGGCUGCAAAGUUAGCACCAGCUGAUCGACUUGAAUUGGUGUCUGGGGCAGCUUUUCAAAUGAAGUUUGAACUACUAUGGUUUGAGGAGGUAAGGAAGUUAGUGUUACCAUCAUAUGUAAAUAUGGAAAACUCAAAUGGUGAAACUCCUCGGGAGUUGUUCACCAAGGAGCACGCAUCAUUGAGAAAAAAUGCCGAGUCAUGGAUGAAGAGAACAUCUAACUAUUGUAUGGUUGUUUCAACUCUUAUUGCUACCGGAGUGUUUUCAGCUGCAUUUAGCAUACCUGGUGGCAUCAAUGAUAGUUCUGGAAUCCCAAAUUAUUUAUGGAAACCAUCAUUUAUGAUAUUUGCAAUAUCAGAUGCUAUUGCAUUGAUCUCAUCUUCAGCCUCCAUACUAGUCUUCUUGUCUAUCCUUAUCUCACGUUAUGCAGAAUAUGACUUUCACAAGUCUCUUCCCUUAAAGGUGAUAUUUGGAUUGGUAACUCUCUUCAUAUCUAUAACAAGCAUGAUGAUAGCAUUCAGUAGUGCCUUCUUCGUGACAUAUCACCAUGGCAAAAAGUGGGUUCCAAGCUUCAUUUCUGUGAUUUCAUUUUUUCCAAUAGUCAUGUUUUUGUUUUUGCAAUUUCAACUUUUUUAUGAUAUUAUUUACUCAACAUAUUAUUUAAGGUCUUUAUUUCGGCCAAGCAGGCAUAUGCUUUACUGA